This is a messenger RNA of Protopolystoma xenopodis, 600 nucleotides long. The record is from the annotation of a GenBank genome assembly. NCBI's taxonomy places the organism in Eukaryota, Metazoa, Platyhelminthes, Monogenea, Polystomatidea, Polystomatidae.
UCGAUCAUCUACUAUGUCACUCGUUUGCCAGAUCUAGAAGCAAAGCUGGCUAACCUCGCUGACAUCCUGAAAUCUAAACCUUUUUCUCGAGCCAACUAUGUCGACUUGGACCCUAUUUUUUUAAAAUUGUUUGAUGAGGACUUUGAUGAAGAAGUAAACGGCAUCAGUCGGUCCCGCUUUUUGCGUGUUCAUCUACCUUGGAUCCAUUAUUGCCUUAGACAACGCCAGCGGCUCAUUGAUCGUCGCCGCCUGCGCCAGGCUGAUAAAACUAGUUCUGCUGGCAGAGUAAUAACCAUCAAUAUCGACUCUAAGGACUCAGUUGUCAGAGAUGCCCAGAGUUGGACAGGUAGACCUUCCAAAAUAGAAGACACAAUGUUAAAAGGAGGAGAGAUUCCACCCAGCGAUAUGAAAAUUCCGAGAACCCAAAUGCGACAGAGUCAAAGGAUGGCCAUUCACGAUAAAAAUCCUGGGGCUGCUUUGCACAGUGACAUGGGUGAAACUGUACAAGGCAAGGAAGAGGUGGAAGAAUUGCCUUCGAAGUAUUCGUUGGAGCCUGGGUCUGAUAAGGUGAGAAUGCAUUAUGAGAAUGAUGAAUAUUAG